AUGCCCGCGCGACGGCGUCCACCAGCGGGGUCGCGCACCGAGCUUCCUCCGCUGAAAAUUCUCCGCAAGAUCUUCCUGCUACAGGCCGCCUACUAUGUCUGUGCCGCGGUGCUCAUCUUAUUCACUACUGUCGUCUAUGGCGCCCCAUUCUCGCUAGACCUGAUAUUUGGCUGGGAUUCACUGCGCGGCGAUACGACCAUUGGGUGGAUGCUGGGGUUGGUGUGGAUGUUGAACUGCUUCAUCAGCGUCAUCUUCCUCCUCCUUUUCGUGUCCCGCUCAAAGCUCAUCCCGGAUUUUGCUUUGACAAUCCACUUCCUCCACCUCAUCGCCACUACCCUCUACACACACUCCCUCCCGACCAAUUUACUCUGGUGGGGACUCCAAUUUGCCAGUGCUGCCAUGAUGACCUUCCUCGGCAUGUGGGCAUGCCAGAGACGGGAGCUGGAGCCUAUCAAGUUUGGUGGACAUGGUGGUAGCACGCAAGCUGGCCCUUCGCAGGCAUCCGACGAUGGCCAGCAGGAAUCGACCUUUGGACGAGGCCGUGGUCGAGAGCGUAGCAUGCAAGAGUAUGAGAUGGAUGACAUGAAGCAUACUGGCGAGCAUGCUGUAUAG
Penicillium bovifimosum is the source of this 612-nucleotide messenger RNA. RefSeq names its product protein SYS1. NCBI's taxonomy places the organism in Eukaryota, Fungi, Ascomycota, Eurotiomycetes, Eurotiales, Aspergillaceae. The transcript is spliced from 2 exons. Bases 1 to 612 code for a protein of 203 amino acids. Gene Ontology annotation, biological process: Golgi to plasma membrane protein transport; Golgi to endosome transport; protein localization to Golgi apparatus. The record is from RefSeq and is a predicted model, not a curated record. Gene Ontology annotation, cellular component: Golgi membrane; trans-Golgi network.